UGACAGUUUUCCACAAAAAACUGCGCUGGUUGAGAUACUCGAACAAGUUAUCAGGGAAGAGAAAAGAGAAGCUGGUCUCUGAGACGUUUAUUUGCUGGCUGCUAAUCAAGUUGUAGCGACUGUCCAUAUUGAAUAUUUUUGAAGGAAGAAAACCAUUGUCUGUUGUGUUGUUGCUAGUGAUCUUUUGUGUGGCGGAUUAACUACAACCAUCCACUCCAACACUUCAUUUCGCGUUGAAAUAAAGAAACUAUACAAGUCAUGAACCAUAAAGAGUACACAAUACAGCAGCUUCGUUCCACUGUGCUGUAUGGACUUGAUAACGACCUCAUACCGUCUGCUGAAUUUGCAGCAGAGAGAUUGAUUGCUGAAACCAGUGGACAGGAUUUGAACUCUAUUCAUCUUUAUGGGUUGGUGUUGUUGAAGAAAAAUAGAUACAAGGCAGCUUAUAAUCUCACUGCUAAUAAGAUACAUGCUGGAUGUGCUUUUGUAUUUGCAAAAGCUGCUUUCAAUUUGGGGAAAGGUCAAGAAGGGGUUGUUGCUUUGUUGAGCACUCAGUCAUUAUGGGAAAAUAUUGAGGACUCUCUGCAAGUGAAUUAUGAAUUUGAAAGAAAAUUAUUACCUGAUCCAGCUGUUUUCUAUAGCUUAUUGGGGAGACUAUAUCUAUUAGUUGGUGAUACAAAAGAGAGUGCCAUUAAUCAUUCCAAAGCUUUGAAAAGAAAUCCAUAUUUAUGGGAAUCAUUUGAAGAAUUAAACAAAAUGGGUGCUAACGUUAGAGUUAAGGCAAUUUAUAAAGUAUCGCAAAGCUCCCAAUUUCUACUGGGUAAUGACCUGGUGACUAGUAAUGGAGCUAAUGAUACUUCAUCUUUCAGCAGAGACCCAUUUGGUGAUACUUCUAAUUUGAAUCCACCAAAAUCAUCUUUGAAAUCAGAUAUGGGUAACGAAUUCACAACACCAAGAGUUAAACAAUCUACACUGCCCAAUGCCCCAUCAAGAAAGACAAGAUCCUCUGUUUCAAGGGAAAUGUUUAAACCUCCACCAGCUUUGGGUAGUGGUGGUACUGGUAGUAAUAGUGGGAACGGAAGUGAAAGUAUCAAAAGAACAUCAAGAAUGGCAGCUGCUACUAAAGUAGGUUCUAGACUCAUAUCACAACCUUUAGGAAGUGCAACCAAAAAUUCUGGUAAUAUCUCAUCAGGUUCCACUUCAAGAAAAUCAUCACUGGCUGAAGCAAGUGCAAUGAAAAGAGGUAAAAUAUUUGCUCUUGGGUCUUCGAAUGAACCUGGGUCUGCUUUGAAAAGAAAUCAUUAUCUUUCAAAUGAAGAAUUUGGUGAACAAUAUGUGCUGAAUUUAUAUGCCUCAUAUGCUAAAGGUUACAAAGCAAUGUGUCGCUAUGAUUGUUUCAAAGCCAUAAGGAUAUUAAGUGCUCUACCAAAACAUCAUUUGAACACACCAUGGGUUUUGAGUAAAUUAGGAAGAUUGCAUUUUGAAAUUGUCAACUAUGAAGAGUCAAAGAAUUACUUCACUAAAUUAAGAAACUUGGAUAAUACGAGAAUAGAGGAUAUGGAAUAUUACUCCACUUUAUUAUGGCAUCUGCAUGAAGACCUCGAAUUGUGUUAUUUGGCACAUGAGUUACAAAAUAUUGAAAGAAAUUCUCCACAAACAUGGGUUGCUAUAGGUAAUCUAUUUUCCUUGAAAAGAGAACCAGAUGAAGCUAUCAAAUGUUUCCAAAGAGCAACUCAAUUAGAUCCAAACUUUGCAUAUGCUUUUACAUUACAAGGUCAUGAAUACGUUUCAAAUGAUGCUUAUGAAAGUGCACUAGAAAGUUUCCGUUCAGCUCUAUUGUUGGAUCCAAGACAUUACAAUGCCCUGUAUGGUAUAGGUAUGGUUUAUUUGAAACUCGGUGAUUUCAGUAAAGCUGAAUUUCAUUUCAGAAAAGCUGUUGAUAUUAAUCCAGUCAAUGUAAUUUUGAUAUGUUGUGUUGGUAUGAUGCUAGAGAAACAAGGUAGAAGAGAUUUUGCAUUGAAACAAUAUGAAUUGGCAUGUAAGAUUCAACCCCUAAGUGCUCUGGCGUUAUUCAAAAAGGCACAAUUAUUAUUUGCAAUGGAACAGUACCAUGACUCAUUAGUUGCGUUUGAACAUUUGACAACACUUGCUCCAGAUGAAGCUAGUGUUCAUUUCUUAUUGGGACAACUUUACAAGAUGUGUGAUAGAAAGAACGAUGCUAUUAAACAGUUUACUAUAGCCUUGAAUUUAGAUCCAAAGGGAAGUCAUUUAGUUAAGGAUGCUUUAGAAGGAUUGACAAAUGGUUGA
Molecule: messenger RNA, 2307 nt
Organism: Hansenula anomala
Lineage: Eukaryota; Fungi; Ascomycota; Saccharomycetes; Phaffomycetales; Wickerhamomycetaceae
Gene: CDC27
Product: anaphase promoting complex subunit CDC27
Exons: 2
Coding region: 259-2307 (682 amino acids)
Biological process (GO): cell division
Molecular function (GO): protein binding
Source: RefSeq, a predicted model, not a curated record